AUGUCAGGUCCGCCAUCGGUAGAUCAGCCAGGCACAACUGACUUAUUAGACGAUAAUCUAGAAGAAAAGACCCUCGUGGAAGAAAAAGGAGAAAGUAGGCCUGCUACAACACAAACGCCAGUCGUCGAACCUAACUCACCGAGUAUAUUAUUUUCCCUCUCUUCAACCAUGAAGUCAGCCCUUUCCUCCGUUUUCUUAACCGCCCUUGGCCGUACUCUGCCCAUCAUCGGUAACGCUACUAAGACUGUCGCUACGCGUUCCAUAAAAAUCUACACUCGAACCGGCGACAAAGGAACAUCUGCUCUGUUCACCGGCGAACGUCGUCCAAAAACAGACGAGGUCUUUCAUGCCCUAGGUACCAUCGACGAACUUAGUUCCUCCAUUGGCCUCGCCCUGGCUCAUUUGGCAGAG
This is a messenger RNA of Dibothriocephalus latus, 411 nucleotides long. The record is from the annotation of a GenBank genome assembly. Lineage: Eukaryota; Metazoa; Platyhelminthes; Cestoda; Diphyllobothriidea; Diphyllobothriidae.